This is a messenger RNA of Phasianus colchicus (ring-necked pheasant), 1517 nucleotides long. Lineage: Eukaryota; Metazoa; Chordata; Aves; Galliformes; Phasianidae. The record is from RefSeq and is a predicted model, not a curated record.
UACUGAGUGGCAGGGAGUGUGGAGAGGCUUGGGAGAGACUGUAGAGAGACGGACAUCUUCGGUGUCAUGGAACUUCACUCCUGAACACCUGAAAGACCCUGAGAGCUUAAAUGCAUAUUUGAAACAGGAAUGUUGCGGCUCAUGCAGAUCUGAGGAGCCACAAAUGAUUUGGUGCCUAGCUAAUGCUUAUCGGGCCUUAUUCAAUAGUAUCCCAGAGAGGGAGAGAGUUUGUGAAAUUGAGAGAGUGUCUGAGAGCUGAAAGGGAGAGUUUGCAGGAGAGACUCCGAGCAGAGAGGGAGAAUCUCCAAGCUGAGAGAGAGAGUCUCCAAGCAGAAAGGGAGAGUUUGCAGGUGAGACUUCGAGCAGAGAGGGAGAAUCUCCAGGCUGAGAAAGAAAGUCUCCAAGCCGAAAGGGAAAAUCUUCAAACUGAGAGAAGGGAUCUCCAAUCUCAACAAGAUGCCCUCCAAAUCGAGAGAGACUCCCUGCAAUCCAAACUCGUCACUCUCCAGUCUGAAUGGGACACCGUCCAAACUGAGAGAAACACCCUUCAAUCUGAACUGAAUGCUCUCAUGAUUGAAAAAGACAGACUCCAAGCCGAACUGGAGGGUGAGAGCAUUGGAACUGACCAACCUGAUCAACCACAGGAGGCACCACAAUUGAUAUCAGUUGCCCCUGUGAGAGGACGGAAAAUGAAACGAAUCUCAACUCAGUUAGAAGAGAAGAAAGAGGAGCAAAGAGGUCCAGAGGAGUGGCUCCGAGAUCCAGGGGAAGCGCCCCCGAGUCCAGGGGAGGGACCCUCAGUCAGACCACGGUCACCAAUGCCUAUAAGGGCAUCAAGGAGUCCUGAAAGAGUAAGAGGUGAGCAAGAUAUUGUUACCAUUGUUGAUCGAUCUCUGAAAAUGAAUGAAAUUCGAAGUCUGAGAAAAGACUUUUCACGUCACCCAAAUGAACCUAUUGCCACUUGGUUACUUCGUUGCUGGGACAAUGGGGCCAACAGUGUGUGGCUAGAUAGUAGAGAAGCUCGCCAGCUGGGUGGCAUUGCUAGGGACUCAGCCAUUGACAGAGGCAUUAGUACAUGCCAGAACCAGGCCUUCACCCUCUGGAAGAGGAUGUUGUUAGCUGUAAAAGAAAGAUACCCCUUCAAAGACGAUCUGAUGCCUGAGAAAAAGAAAUGGACUGAUAUAGAAAAAGGCAUCCGUUAUUUGAGAGCAUAUGCUGUGGUGGAAAUGCUACAUAGCCCUGAUUUCAUUCCUGAUGAGCCGGAUCAAGAGCAUGAUCCUGAGAGAGUCAGGUGUACACCAAAUAUGUGGCGUACAUUCACAAAGACUGCACCAGAAAGGUACGCCAGUACAUUUGCAGCAAUGUAUGGCAGAGGGGAAAGAAGACCCCUUAUAAACGAACUGAUUAAUAAACUUCAAGACUUUGAGUUACAUUUAAGCCCGCUGCGAGCUUGUGUUUCAGCCAUCGCAAAACUGGAAGUCAAGAAAGCCAACAGUUCUUUGAAAGAUGAGCUUUAG